This is a messenger RNA of Ectocarpus sp. CCAP 1310/34, 924 nucleotides long. The record is from the annotation of a GenBank genome assembly. Lineage: Eukaryota; Phaeophyceae; Ectocarpales; Ectocarpaceae.
AUGGUCAAGUACCUUAUCCUCGCGGCGAACCUUUGCUGGGUGCUGACCACCGCCCCCCCGCUCCGCUCGGCAAGGACGGCCCUCUUCGCGCUCGUCGCUUUCGGCCUCCUGCUCGAGAAGAGCCUGUGCGGCGGUGAUGACCGCGGUGGCUUGGAUGGACUUGAAAGGGUCGACUGGCUGUUGUCCGGGCUCAGAUGGGCGUCGCCCGGGACGUUCGCCGCAGCAACGUGGGCGAAGGUGGCUAACAGAUUAAAGGUUUUCACUCAGGAGAAAAUCCGGUGGCUAACGUUUCAGGCUGGCGCUGUCAUUCUCGGCCACGCCCUUACAUCGUACUACCUCCCCUCCCUGGAACUGGGGCGGCUUGCCAGUUCGCUAUUGGCAGCGUGGAUGAAAAGUCGCAAUGGCGACAACAGCAGAAACGACGAUCAUCGAGGUACGUCGCGAUCAAGAGAAGGGCAUGGUUCUGCUACCGAUGACAGACGCACGGAUGGACUACAGCUGCUUCGUCCGCUGACGGUCGGCCGCGGUAGCGGCGACCGCGACAACGGUACGGUCGCAAGAACGGGCCACGGCCGUUCAAGGAACCACGCCGGAGAGUCCUUCCAACACGACGGCAACCAGGACGACAGCAUCAACGAUGAUGGAUCGGUUCAGGACGACAUUGAUAACUCGGGGGGACUCGGUGCGAGACAACCGGUCACGCCUGGACCGGGAAGAGCUGCAAACGGCAGUGGUAAUGGUGGAAGUCGCAGGGCUUCGGGUCAGGGGAACGCGAGGGCCGAUGGGCUUGAUGGUCUCAAGCGACAGGAGCUCCAAUCACUCGCCAAAAAAACCGACGGCGUGGUCAGGGCCAACCUGUCAACGCUUAACAUCAUCAGGGGACUGCGGGAACUCGGCAUCACAGAAGAUGCGCUUGAUCACUAG